AUGGACGACCCCUCAGGCUGGUCGCUCACCGAGUCGGACCCCCAGGUCUUCAGCGAGCUCCUGCGCAACCUCGGCGUCACGGGUCUGCAAGUGGACGACCUGUACUCGCUGGACGAAAGCACACUGUCCACCCUCAAACCUAUCCACGCGCUCAUCUUCCUCUUCAAGUAUGUCGGUGGUGACGUCGAGGCGCAGGGUGUUGAGGUGGACCCCCUCGAGGCCGGGGUGUGGUUUGCCAACCAGGUCAUCCACAACUCGUGCGGUACGCUCGCUGCCCUCAAUGCAGUCAUGAACAUUCCCGGCGCGACCUCGUCGUACGCUGGCGAAAGCAUCGGACUUGGCCCCGAGCUCGAGAACUUGCGCGACUUUGGCGCCGGCAUGGGCAGCAUGGAUCUCGGCCACGUCGUUGCGUCGUCGGACACCAUCCGCGAGGUGCACAACUCGUUCUCCAAGACGUCGCCGUUCUCCAUGGACCAGUCUCUGUUCUCGGACAAGGAAAAGGAGGACGCGUACCACUUUGUCGCGUACCUCCCCGUCAACGGCGUGCUGUACGAGCUGGACGGUCUGCGUUCCUCCCCGCUCAUGCACGCCGCCGUCGAGGACGACUGGCUCGAGCAGGCCCGCGAGACCAUCCAGGCCCGUAUCGAGACAUACCCUCCCGGCAGCGUCAUGUUCAACCUCCUCGCGGUGCGCUCGGCUGCGAUCCCGCGCCUGGAGCGCCUGAUCGCCGACCCAGCGACGCCGGCCACGGAACGCCUCCAGAUGCAGGACCAGCUCGAGCACGAGCGCGCAAAGGCCGAGCGCGGCAAGUUUGAGAACGCGCUCAGGCGGCACAACAUGCUGCCCCUUGUGCUGGGCCUGUUUGAGGCCCUCAAUGGCAGCAAGGUUAAGACGGCCGCCAUUGACCAAGCUCGUGCAAAGGGUAAAGAGAAGCGCGAACGCGAAAAGGCCAACAAGGGCGCCGAGUAG
Messenger RNA from Apiotrichum porosum, 969 nucleotides. RefSeq lists its product as uncharacterized. The coding region runs from base 1 to 969 and encodes 322 amino acids. NCBI's taxonomy places the organism in Eukaryota, Fungi, Basidiomycota, Tremellomycetes, Trichosporonales, Trichosporonaceae. The record is from RefSeq and is a predicted model, not a curated record. The transcript has 6 exons. Gene Ontology annotation, cellular component: cytoplasm. Gene Ontology annotation, molecular function: cysteine-type deubiquitinase activity. Gene Ontology annotation, biological process: ubiquitin-dependent protein catabolic process; protein deubiquitination.